Molecule: messenger RNA, 1652 nt
Organism: Bemisia tabaci
Lineage: Eukaryota; Metazoa; Arthropoda; Insecta; Hemiptera; Aleyrodidae
Source: RefSeq, a predicted model, not a curated record
GAGGUGACCAAUAUGUUCAAGUGUGCUUUUCUUGUUCUUGUCUUUGCAGUAUCGUAGUCGUUGGAACCGAGGAUUUCGGAAUGCUCCCUCUUGAGGGAGGGACAGUGCUUCAACCCAAAUCUUCUUGUUGAUGUGGGUCCCACAGUGACUUUUGCUCGAGCUGGAUUUAUUUUAAAUGUGCUCGUAUUAUGUUUAAAUCAGCGAGAUGUGAUGGAAUUACGCUGAAGUCGAUGGUAAUGAACGUCACAUUUCUCCUGGUAACAUUUCUGAUUUUGGAGCAAGCUUACGGAAAGAAAAGGGUUGUCAUCCACGUUCCAAACAAGAUAAACAACAUCCACCACCACCAUGUGAAGAAGGUGAUCGUCUACAAACCGGUGCCGGUGAAGUGUCACCACGAGGAGGACAAACACGACUGGCAGGAGGGCUGGGAGUCGACUCAGAAAGAUGAGUGGCUCGAUAAGCGCCCGUCUAUCCCGAUCCCGGUCAAACACCCCGGGCAUCCCGGCCACCCUGGUUGGCCCAUCCCGGAGCUCAUCAAGACGACAGGAUACGUGAGCGGAGAGCGCAUCAGCUCGGAUACUUGGGAUGCCACCGGGACCUCCACCGCCGCCGUCAAAUACCCCAAAAUCCUCGAGGAGGACGAGGCCGACCUUCACCCCCUUCCGAGCAAGAAGCGACCCCUUCCACCGAUCGUCAACGACCCCUCCGACUGGAAGCUCUGGUCCCCGGGUGACGUCACGCCCCACGCCGUCGCCCCUCCCAAAAACCCCCCGCCCGGCCCUCGGCUCAAAGCCCCCGUCGUCCAACCCCCGAAAGAACACAUCGUUACCUAUAGAGUGGUCAAAAAGAAGGUCACAAAACCGAAAGUAAAAAAACCUCCCCUAUCAUCGACCGAGGUCAAACCGAAACCCAUUCUCCAAUCCCACUACUCUAAUCAGGGUGUUAAGACUGCCCAAUAUCCGCCUCACUCAUAUGUUCAGCAACCGAGUUACGAGGAGGACAUGUACAUGGCUAGUAGUAGUAUCAAGCCACAUGAUUACCCCAAGACGCAACAAAGCUCUUUGUACAGUUCGCCCUACUCCGGGCACAAUAAUCCACAGCCACCCCCACAACCUGUAUUGAGUCAAAAUGUGUAUCAUAAUAAUUACUCACCGUCGAGCACAGUGCAGCCUUAUUACGACCAGGACCCAUAUUUUACCAGUAGUAGUAGGCCUUACGUCAAUCAAAAUUACGCGAGGCCGUAUUACGAUCAGGCCGAUGCUUAUUCUGCGCCGAAAGGUCACGGGAUACAGAAUGAGCAGGAACCGUUUUUAUUGAAUCCUCAUAAUAUCAAAGCGUUGCUGGACCAGAAUGUCCAGGUAUCGGAGUCGAGUAGACGGAAGCCGAGUUACGAUUUGAAUAUUCAUAAUCCGAGUAAAGUUCGGCCGAAUUCGUCAUCGUACCAAAUGCGGUACUCGCAUUUGAAUAGUACCACGCCUACGGCAUAUUUAAUUAACCAUUAAGAUUAUGUUAGACUGAUUUAGCAAUUUCGUCAUUCAAUAUAUUUGUUUUUUCCAAAAGCACGAUGGAGUAAAAAAUUAAUGAAAGGAAUGGACACUUCAAGAUUUAGUUGUACGUUAGUGUUUUGUUUGGAAACAUCAAUUCAUCGAAUG